Molecule: messenger RNA, 1417 nt
Organism: Cornus florida
Lineage: Eukaryota; Viridiplantae; Streptophyta; Magnoliopsida; Cornales; Cornaceae
Product: geranylgeranyl pyrophosphate synthase 7, chloroplastic-like
Exons: 1
Coding region: 144-1235 (363 amino acids)
Biological process (GO): isoprenoid biosynthetic process
Molecular function (GO): prenyltransferase activity
Source: RefSeq, a predicted model, not a curated record
CCUUAAAGGGAAUAACAACAGGCCACAGACCUAGAGCAUCAAAACAGCAUCUCUCACGAUCACUUGCUUUAUAUACAUCCACAUUUGUCCCACUCAACAUCAUCACAGAGCUCUUCUUCUUCUUCACCACACCUCACAAAUCAAUGGCCUUCCUUGCAACCAUCCCUAACAAUGAAAAUUCUUUUCUUCUCAAGAACUCAAUCAAUGGUCUCAGAAACCCUACCAAAACCUCACAUGGCCACCUUAAACUUGCUCCCAUGAAAAUCCAGGCAACCCAUACUGCACACACAUCUUUUGUGGAACAAAAACUACUCGAGAAAUGGCUAAGUGAACCGGUAAGCUACCCGGUUCCUGAAUUCCAGUUCGGAGCAUACAUGACAACAAAGGCGAAAAGAGUGAACAGAGCACUAGAUGAGUCAGUUCCGUUGCAGGAGCCGGUGAAGAUCCACGAGGCAAUGAGGUACUCCCUUCUUGCGGGCGGAAAACGUGUGAGGCCAAUCCUGUGCAUGGCUUCCUGUGAGUUAGUAGGAGGGGACGAGUCACUCGCGAUCCCAAUGGCCUGUGCUGUGGAGAUGAUCCACACCAUGUCACUUAUCCACGACGACCUCCCAUGCAUGGACAAUGAUGACCUCCGACGAGGCAAGCCUACGAACCACAAGGUUUUUGGCGAAGAAACUGCUGUUCUUGCCGGUGAUGCCCUCCUGUCCCUUGCCUUUGAGCACAUAGCUGCUAGGACCGUAGUGUCACCGGACAGGGUGGUUCAGGCCAUUGCUGAAUUGGGCUCUGCAGUUGGCUCAGAAGGGCUUGUGGCAGGGCAAAUUGUGGACCUGUGCAGUGAGGGGAAGCUAGUGAACUUGAGUGAUUUGGAGUACAUUCAUGUACAUAAAACGUCCAAGCUUUUGGAGGCCUCUGUGGUAUGUGGGGUUAUAAUGGGGGGAGGAAAUGCUAUUGAAGUAGAGAGGAUGAGGAGAUAUGCUAGGUCUAUUGGACUGUUGUUUCAGGUGGUUGAUGAUAUUCUGGAUGUCACUAAGUCAUCGGAGGAGCUCGGAAAGACGGCCGGGAAGGACCUGGCAAGCGACAAGGCGACGUAUCCGAAGCUUAUGGGUCUCGACAAGGCUAGGAUGUUUGCAGGUGACCUGGUGGAUAGAGCUAUAGAAGAGCUUGGAUACUUCGAUGCUGCCAAGGCUACACCAUUGUAUCAUUUAGCCAACUACAUUGCUUAUCGACAAAACUAGUUCAUAUCUUUUUUUUCCCGGAAUAAAACUAGUUCACAGUGGUUGUCUGUUGCUUGUCCCAUAAAGGAAUGUAUUGUACAAUAAGGUUGAAAGAAACAUUUGCUCUGUGUCUACAUGUAAUAGAAAUAAUCUUGAAAUUGUCUAGAAACUAUUUGACCACGCAAAACCUCACUUGCUUAAAC